Messenger RNA from Gossypium raimondii (Peruvian cotton), 1041 nucleotides. Its product is annotated as mulatexin. The transcript has a single exon. The record is from RefSeq and is a predicted model, not a curated record. NCBI's taxonomy places the organism in Eukaryota, Viridiplantae, Streptophyta, Magnoliopsida, Malvales, Malvaceae. Bases 210 to 755 code for a protein of 181 amino acids.
UUCUUUUUUAACACACUCGCUUCCUUCUUUCUCUUAUUUAACUCCUUUUUUUUUCCCCCUUUUAUUUUUAUUUUGCAUAUAAGCAUUGUUCUUAUUUAGCUUUUUCUUCUCCCCUUUAAUCUAUAUUUCUUUUCAGUUCUUUGGGGUGGUACAUUCAAGAAAAAAAAAACCAGUGAAAAAUUAAAGAAAAAGUGGUUAUUUGUUAUUAGAUGGAAAAUUUUCAGACAAUUAUUGUAAUUACAACAUCUCUGAUGCUGCUGAGUUCGGUCGUUUCUUCAGACAAUACCAUCACCACUUCAAACACGACAUCGAAGUACCAGAUCGAGUGCACCAUGUGUUCAUCAUGUGAAAAUCCAUGUCAGCAAACUCCAUCGCCGCCACCACCAUCUCCACCGCCGCCUAAACCAUCUUCACCACCACCUACAGUUCCUAAACCCAACUACUGCCCACCCCCUCCUUCUCCACCCACCUCCAGCGGUGGUGGAAACUACUACUACUCUCCACCACCACCUUCUCAAUCCAGCGGCGGAAAUAACUACUACGCUCCACCACCACCCGUUGGUGUCAUUGGUGGCAUGUACUACCCUCCACCUACGUACAAAAACUACCCAACGCCACCACCACCCAACCCUAUCGUCCCUUACUUCCCUUUUUACUACCAUACGCCGCCACCGCCGUCGGAGGCGAGAAGCUUAUCAUCAACAACACAUUGGCUUUUUAUUUCCAUGUUGGGUUUUUUCCUUUCUUUCUUUUAAUAUUAAAAAAAAAAGUAAUUAAAGGAGAAAAGAUGGUGAAAAUAAAUGUAGAAGAUUUGCAGAUCUGAAGAAGCCAUUGCAGGGAUGAAAAAAAAAGGAACUGAGAAAUUUCUGAAGAUGUAUGAAGUAAUAAUAUUUUUCUCUUCCUUUUUGCUAAUAUUUAUUUUCUUCUUAUGAUGUAGAUUUUAUCCUUUAAUUUUUGUUUUUAUGAUCAUUUUGUAUCUAUUUUUGUUCCAUAUGAAUGUUUAAUUACAAACUAAUAAGAAAGUUUAGUUCAUUUUCACAA